Molecule: messenger RNA, 4388 nt
Organism: Dromaius novaehollandiae (emu)
Lineage: Eukaryota; Metazoa; Chordata; Aves; Casuariiformes; Dromaiidae
Product: cell surface glycoprotein CD200 receptor 1-B-like
Exons: 6
Coding region: 2868-3758 (296 amino acids)
Biological process (GO): regulation of neuroinflammatory response
Cellular component (GO): external side of plasma membrane
Molecular function (GO): signaling receptor activity
Source: RefSeq, a predicted model, not a curated record
UUUCUUUUCUUUUUAGAGGGACUGAAAAACUAUUUGCAAACUGGGUCAAAUUCAGUACAUGAUUUUGAGUAAAAAGCACCUUUUUUGAUAAAGUAAAAUCAAAUUCUCAAAAUUUUUUGACUGAAAGCAGCUUUUGUCAUGCAUAAUUUAUCCAAAUUGGAAAAAAAAAAAAAAACCCCAACCUUUAAAUGGUAUUGAAUAACAUGAAGCAACACAAAAUAUUUUGCUUGUGGCAAAUAUUUUAGGUGAAUGAAAACUGAAAUUUGGGAGGUUUGUAAUACAGGAGUUACAUUACAUGUUGCAGGUUAGUAGUAGAAUACUGAUAAGUAUAGUUGCACUGGCAUUAUUUUUAGGUUGAAAUGAAAGCUUUUCAUCCAGAUAUGUCAGAGUUCUGUUAGAAUUUUGCAGAAAACCUGUCAGGCUGUUGUCUGAAUGUGCAUACAUACUGCAGUGUGUUUAAGAAAAAAAUAUUUCCUCUUGCAUUCGGAUCACAAAUGUGGCAGUGUUUGAUUUUUCUGUGACACAAAUAUGGCAGUGAUCUGUUUGUUUUUUCUGUGCACCAGGCACCCUCACUCGAUGUAUUUUAAAAUGGAAUUUUAAUGCAACAUUAUUGAAGCCUGUAACUUUUACAUCAAUUGAUAUCAUCUGAGGAUCUGGGUUUCUGGUUGCACAGAGAGGCUUAAACUCUGGCCAGCUUUCUUCCCUUCCUCCCAGCACAUUUUGAGAAGUGUACUUGUACUUAAAAAUGAGUGUGAACAGCACCUGAUCAGAAUAGCCCAGAAGGAAAGUCCUGUUGCAACACAUAUGACAUUUCUGAAUCAACCAUUGCAUGAAGAUAUUUGCUAGUCUGGUGCAUAUUGGAUUUUGACUUGAGAAUGAAAACAACUAUUGAAAUAUCAGUAUUUUCCAUAGGGUGGAAACACCAUUUUUCAGUCAUCUCUAAUUGCAGUUAACUGAUUCAGAAAAUAGAAUAUUGAAGAGACAUAAAUGAAUGCAUAAAGGAGAGAAUGUCAAAAAGGCCAACAAGAAGAGAAUUACUGGGAGUGCAGAGGUCAGUGAGGGAAAAGGAGAUGGCUUUAUGGGCAGGUUAGAGAGAGUCUCAAGACAAAAGUGCAGGUAAAUGGGGUGAAGAUGGAUGGAGAAAGGAUCCCAGCGAGUCUUCCAAGCCCAGCUUGUAGUAUAAGACGGUAGUUUCCAGAGAACAACAGCAGCAAAGAAAACCACCUCUGACCUUGUCUGGCAGGACUCAACCUCUCUGAGUAGGAAGCUAGAGCUCUGGAUUUUCUGUCAAACAGGCAGGAUGCCAUAGGGAGAGGGUCAAAAGAGAUGAUAUAAUCAGGAAUAGGAGGCAAUACUGCUUGAACCUCUAUAACCAGGUUGACAAAAAGAGAGCAAAUAUUUGGUGAUAAAAGCUAUAGAAGGCUAGUGACAUCAAAACACUGUGGGAGCUCUCAGUCUUUUGUGGCACAUCAACCUGCUCUUCAUUUUAAACUCUUAGCAGGAUUCUUCCCCGCUUUGACAACAGCGUCACUCGUGUGCUUGAGCAGCAUGUCUGUGUCACUCUGGAGUGAAAUGGAAAGUUCCUUGUACUCUUCAACAUGUGUUGAUUUGCUUCAAAACAAGGAACCUGCAGUUCACCCAAACACAGGUUCCCUUUUUGUUGUUAAUGACCGAUUCAUGACAGCAACAUCAGAAAGUAAGAUAUAUUCACUCUCACGUCCUCUGAGGCCUCUUGGUCGGGGGUGCAGCAGUGUAUCAGUAGUGAAUCUUUUGGUUGUGACAGAAUCAACAUGAGUUGCAGCAGGUGCUUGUCCAAAAUCAGCUGCAGCCUUGAGACCUGAGCAAAGUCAUUGGGAUUUUGGCUGUGUGAGCACACGUGUGCGUCGUUUACACAGUAUAAUGCAAAACUGCCUUGCCAGACUGAGGUCACUUAUGUAUGAUAUCUGACUGCAGAAAAGUUUCAGUGAUGUUCUUACCCUAACCCAUUUUCAAGCAACAGCUGAAAGAGCUUUUGUCAUAAUUCUCUGCUAUGAACCAUAUAUAUUUUGACUGGAAAGCUUUUGGACAACAUGCAGCUGUGUUUUUUUUGUGUGGACCUGAAAACAAUGGGUUUGAAUGAAAGCAACCGUCUCAGUCUUACCAAUGAAUAGCUGCCCAUUUACUAAGAAGUAGCUAACAAUUGAUACAAAAUAGUUUGUUAAAAAAAAUCAUAUAGUUAUGGAAUAGCCUAAGUUGCUAAAUGCCUCUUCAGAACACUGUGUCCAAAAAACAGGAAAUAAACUUGCAUGGUUUUGAUCACUUACAGUAAGAUGAUUGUCCUUUUUGUUCCACUACAGAAGUGGAGUUACCCUUUGGGAAAUUAAAAGUGUGGCAAGCGUUAGGAAUCACUUCUUCAGGUUGCUUCCUUAGAACAGCUGAUGAAGACUAGAUCAUGAACUUUCUUAUACAUGCUGUUGCCUUUAUUUUUCAGAAAGUGUUGUAGAGCACGCAUGUGCUCCCUAGCAAAGCCGCCUUCUCAUUCUCUGUGGAUAAGCCUAUAAAGGUGUAGCAGGUCUCUAGCUAAUCUUUGUGCUAGGUAGCUGGGCAUGAAGGGUGAGCAGCUAGAGAUGACUGGGAAAUGGUGCUAGAGAUCCUGGAUUUCUAAAACUUGUUUGUAAACAGUAGCCUUUAUUCUCACGACCCUUUCUGUUUUACUUUCUUCAGCAUGAGAAUGCUGCUUGACCUGGAGUCUUUUUUAGAAUUUCUGUUUUCAAAGGAAAUAAAGAUUUUGCUUUGGGUUCUCUUUGAAGGGACUUGCACAAUAAUUUGUGAUUCCAUGUCAUUUUCUUUGCUUUCACUUUCUGCAGUGCCAAUGCCUUCUGCCAGAGAUGGCUCAGACCCGAGCAGUUCUGGCUGCACUCCUUUUCUUGUUAAUCAGCCUGGUUCAAAGGUCAGCUUAUAAUACAGUGAACGUGGAGGCUGGUCAUGAGGCUGUGUUGCGUUGCCCUUACUUCUCCAAAAUGCCUUUGCUAAUGGUGACAUGGAAGAUGAAAUCCAGCACUUACUGCUCGUUGGCCUAUAGAUACGAUAACAAUGAGACAAGAAAGUUAAACUGCAAUGAGAGGAUGACAUGGAAAUAUUCACCUGACAAUGACCCUGCUCUUCGUAUUUACCCUGUGAACCUUGGCGAUGAAGGAAAUUACACAUGUGAAAUUGUCAGCAGUGAGGGGAAUUUUAUUUUUUUCUCUUCUCUGACUGUGAUAGUCCCUCCUACAGUGACUUUGACCUCUGACAGGAGUGGGGUGGCUGUUUGUCAAGCCUCUGCAGGAAAGCCAGCUGCAGAAAUCUCCUGGAUACCUGCAAAUAACCACAGUACUGAGAAAGAAGUUCAUCAUCCCGAUGGAACAGUAACCAGAGUGAGCUGCAUAGACUGGGACAGCAGCAUGCAUCCCACUGUGACCUGCCUCGUUACCCAUCUAGCUACAAACAAGUCUCUGUCCUUAGAUCCAUCAUAUGUUUCCCUCAAGCUUCACUAUUUCCUGAUAGGAGGAUCUGCAAGUGUUGCUGCUGUCAUUGGUGUUGGUGUGAUUUUAUGCUUGAUUUUCAGGUGCAAGGCUUCCCGGUUACAUAAAUCGGCACUUGGGCCAGCAGCGCCAUUUGCAACUAAGAACUUGAGGUCAACACCACAGCAUGAGGAACCACGUGCAGUCGAGCUUUCUGUUUUAUCAGAGAGUGUCUAUGAGAAUUACAAUCCAAGGAUUAUGUGUAUGAACUCUUAACAGUAGAGGCACAAGCAAUCUAAUAUCAGCUCACCUACUAAUGAUCUUUCCUCAAAUCAAUAAUUGACAUACUUUUGUGCCAAAAUAACAGACUGAUGGUGAAAAUAUAGCACUUUUUUCCAUUUUAGUAACUGGGUUCCCUUUGCAAUUUUGUGGUGGAAGCCAGCAAGUGACACAGGGGACCCCAAAACAAAGAAGGCCAAGGAGCCCCAUCCAACAGAAAUGUAGAAAUAGAAGAGGUUUUCUGUGUGCAUAGUUACAUGUGGCAGAUGACAAUCUGGUAUUUGUCAUCACUGUUUACUUUUUUUUUCUUUUAUAGAUUUCUUUUUGAAUUAUGUUCUCUGUUUACAUUGAUAAUAGCAGAAACAAAGCCACUUUGAAUUUGUACUUGCUAUGGAAAUGAGAAAUAGCAAUAGGCUAUUUUCUAAGAUUGAUUUUGAAGUCAGCAUCUAAAUAUGCAAAUAUUUAUCUAAAAUUAUUUCUGGGACUAUUUGGAGCUAUUUGGGUAUGUGUUUAUUAACCAGUUUCUUAGAAGGCGAGAUCACAGCAUGGUUUUAUGGAGAACAGUGGUGCUGAGUUGUGAAAAAUACUUGUAGUGUGCUUAUUUAUAUAAAAAAAAACAAAUCCCAA